AGCUCGGUUAUCGCGAGAUUUGAACAGCUGAUCCGGCUCUGUUUAGCGUGCUUUCGGUCGGUCAACACGUGGGGAGGAGAGAAAGAGAUAGAGGUACUGAGAAGGGACACGUUUGGAUGGUGUUGGGCCCGGAGUACCGGAUUAGUGACUGAGCUUUACCACGGCUGUGCGGUUCGCAGUGGCGGCCAGAAGGACAUACAAACACGGAGCAGUACUUAGGAUCUACAGGAGAUGCCACUCAGGUUUCGGUCCUUUGUCCCGUACACACUUCCUGGAGUGCUUGCACUCAUAGGCUGGUGGUGGUACAUUUCUCGCAAGAAAGCGCGGCUCACCAGCCAUGACCGGGACGAGGAACCGGUUGCGGGCGUACUGGCUUCCCCUGCUAAGGGCACUAAUGGAAUGGUGGAGACCACACACGGCAGACCCUGCUUAGACAAACCCAGUGCCAAAGAACCAGUGUCUGCUGAGCAGGAGGUUGUAGCACGGAUUUACACAAUGGCAACAAGCGCCUCAGUAGAAGAACCAGUCAGCUCCCCAGUGGUAGUGAAAAAGCUGGGUACUCCUCCUCAUCCAUGCAGCAUUGCAACUGCAGACUCCCAAACGAGCAGCCUUGAAGUGACCAGUGAAAAGUCUCCAAUCUUAGCCAUGACACCAUCAAAUCUAGUUGAGAUGAGUCCUCCACAUGAGAGACCAGACGUAGUUGUGCUAAGCAAUGAGUCAUCCCAGUUGACUGCUGAAGCAGAGCUGGACACUUCUGGUUCACUGAGCCAGUCUUGGGAUCAAACACUCGACAAACAGGAGACUGACACUAAGGAAAUGGCGCCACUUAUAUGCCAGGCUGUGGAGUUGUCCAAAGCGGAGCGCCCAGAGCCUGAAGGAGAGGUGGCUGAUGAUGUAUUGGCUGUGCCGUUUGCUGAGAACCUCCAAGCAGACUUGGCGAAAGACAGUUUAUCCUCCACCAAAGAUGACUUGGCAGCCGCUUCACCAAUGACUGGGGAUCAGUACACUCAAGCUGCAUCGCAGCAAUCGCUUGGUCUUGACAGUCCUUUAGUUCCUGCCUCAUUUCCAAUUUCCACCAGCUCACCGGUCUUAAACGAUUUCAUACAAGUCCAGAACCAUGAGAAUGGAGACCCGUGCUGUGAAGUUGAGAGCAGUGACAGCAUGGUAGAGCUGCAACGCCUUGCAGCCGGUCUCAUCACUGAAGUCAUUUUAGCAGCUACCCAGGAGGUCAUGGCAGUCAGCAGCUCCACGUCUCAGCUCAGCGAGGGUCCGGAGGCUGCUUUCAGCAUCACAUCUACUUUAAACGGAAAAGAAAGGGAAGAAGAUGAAUGUGUGUCUCAGGUGGAUUCCUCUUCAGAAGGCUGCAAAGAUCACGUAGAGCAGCAUGCAGCACAGAUCGCCAAGGAGGUCAUCAAUGGCUGCCUCACUCCCUCUGUGUGGGAGAAGUCUGAGACGCAGAACAGUUUUGCUCUCCGUGACCAUCAGGAACAGUUAGAAUCGACUCAGAUCCUGCCCGAGGUCCAGGCCAAAGAAGAGGCUGUGAUGGGAACAGAGGAUUCUGGGUGUAGCACUUGUCAGUCAGAGGAUGGCAUCAGCAAUGAGGAUCUUGUCAUCAGCACAGAAUUGUCAUCAGUAGUGCAUGACUGCAAAGAUGACCUUAUUCAGAUUUCAGGGAUCUCGACUUCAGAGGAAAAAGGUGAUGGACAUCAGGAAAGCUCUGAUUCAGCAGUCCUGGAGGAGACUGUGCUGAGAGUGGAGCAUGCAACAGCUACCUGUGCACUAGCACAGGUGAAUGGGGAAGCUUUCAGGAAUGGAACCAGUGAAGCAGAAGCUGAUCAGUCUGGAGGUUCGGAUGUGAACAGUAUGGAUUCAGUAGACAGCUACUCCGCUUUGGGUACAGGAAAUGAUCAACAGAGUGGCAGCCAGGCCAGUCAAAGCUCCGAGCUGAUUGUGUGGGAAAUAGAGGUGCCGAAGCAUCUAGUUGGUAGAUUAAUUGGAAAACAAGGAAGGUAUGUGAGCUUUCUGAAGCAGAGCUCUGGUGCAAAGAUCUACAUCUCAACUCUGCCUUACACCCAAGAGUUUCAGAUCUGCCAUAUAGAGGGCGCCCAGCAGCAGGUAGAUAAAGCACUGGCCUUGAUUGGUAAGAAGUUUAAAGACCUGGACCUGACCAACCUGUACGCUCCUCCAUCGUUGCCCCUCUCACUGCCCUCCCUGCCCAUGACUUCCUGGCUCCUGCUUCCAAACGGCGUAACAGUGGAGGUGAUCGUGGUGAACAUCGUUUCUGCGGGCCACGUGUUUGUCCAGCAGCACACACACCCUACAUACCACGCUCUGCGCAGUCUGGACCAGCAGAUGUUCCUGUGUUACUCUCAGCCUGGCACUCCUGCCCUGCCCUCACCUGCUGAAAUUGGUGUGAUCUGUGCGGCUCCUGCAGUGGAGGGAGCGUGGUGGCGAGCACAGGUUAUCUCCUUCUACAAGGAUUCCAAUGAGGUGGAGAUCCGAUACGUGGACUACGGCGGCUACGACCGAGUGAAGAUUGAUACUCUUCGUCAGAUUAGGUCUGACUUUGUGACGUUACCGUUCCAAGGGACGGAGGUGUUAUUGGACAACAUCGCACCUCUUCCUGGAGAGGAUGGCUUUUCAGCUGAAGCCAACUCUGCACUGGAGGAGAUGACACAAGGACUACCUUUGCUUGCACAGGUCACAAAUUACGACAAUAACACAGGCCUUCCCUUAGUACAAAUGUGGAACAUGGUUGGAGAUGAGGUGGUUCUGCUGAAUCGUACAUUAGCAGAGCGAGGUUUAGCAACGUGGGUGGACAGUUUCUGAUCCCUUGCCCUCGUGUUCUUCUCUCACUCUUCAUCCCCCUCCUUCACUUUUUAGACCCUGCCUACCUGAAGUGCACAUCACUGGCUAGCAGAAAAUUAAAUUUUUUUUUUUUAUUUUUUUUAUUUUUUUUUUUUUUAGGUCUUGGUUUCUACUCCCUUUCAAAAUAAAUUAAUGUACUGUACAAGGGGACAAAUAAUAACACAAGUGGAGAUAGCCAAGUGUUGAUCAGAGAACAUCUUGUAAAAAAGAAACUUUAAAAAAAAAAAAAAAAAAAAAAAAGUAAGAAAUGUCUUCAGUGGUUUAAGAAAUCUAGUAACUAAAUCAAGUUGAUCAUGGUUUUCCAGCAAGGCUCCUUUGGCACAAAUGUGGACUGUAGAUUUAAGAGCUGUAAUUGUAUAAAAGAAAAAAGUGUACAUUAAAAAUGUAACAAUGGUGCAGUUUGUAACAAGACUGUUGAUGCUCGGGUUUGCAGAUUAUUUCAGCAACUUGUGCAUACUUUUGUAGCUCGAUCUCACUAGUUCAUGUUGUCUGAUUUUAUUUCCUAAUGGUUCACUACUGCAAUUUUCCUUUGAAGUUGAGGCCCAAUGUCCCAAACACCUGUGCACAUUCAGUGUAUAGAACAGGACUCAUCCAUGUCAUGAAGAAAUACACUGUACUAAGGUGUGUGUUCCUCAACCACAGAGUCUUGUUCAUUAAUGUGGCCUUACGGAGGGAAACAAAAUCCUGCCCUCUGCUGUGCACGGUCUGUGGGACGUGUCCUGCUAAUUGCCUUCAGUGUGAACAUCUCCACAUGCAGCUUGUUUCUCUGUUGCUCUUAUUUAAGAGUCCAUUAUUCAAGAUUUUCUCAUGUAUCUCGAGGAAUACACUAAAGCACUGGCCUGUGCUUCACUUGAACAUGGCUUCACUACAUGUUUAUCCUGACCAGUGAUGAAACUUCCACAUCAGAGCACUGAGGUGCAUCAGAGCUCGGGCUCCUGUUUUGGGUAGACGAACUGCAUAUAGUGUGCUGUGUCAAUUGUAUGCAUGUAGUCCUGUUCAGAGCACAUCUUUUGAUCCACAAGUCACAUAAACCCACACUUCACUAUCUAGCGUGGCUUUGCGUAAACACCAGAGGAGGUUUGCUCACUUGUUUGUAGUCUGCUAUGCCCACAGUCAGGGUCCUUAGAUCAAAAUGGUCAUCAUGGUCAGUAGCUAAUGUCUGUAUUCUGAAAUGUUUAGAAUGGCCACUUUUUAAUCAGUCUCAUUAUGCUGGCUGCUAAAAUAAGCACUCUGGUAAUACUGGUUUGUUGCAAAAGAAAAAUAGCUUUAAGAAGUCUCAUUCAGGUUUAUUUUUAUUUUAUUUUUUUUUCUUCUCUCUUUCUUUCUUUAGUUGGGUUUGACUUAAGGAAUGCUCUUUUGCUGUAUCGGUAUUUUGUUUAAAAAAAAAAAACAAAACAAAAAAAGUGUGUAAACCACUGGGGAUUUUUUUUUUACUUACAUUUUGUGUGUAUGCGUGUGUCAUUGAGUAUGUUGCAUUCAGGGCUCACUCAUCCAGUUUUCUGCUGCUAUACCACUUCCGUCCUAAUGUUGCCAAUUCCUAACCUGAUGGAAUUUCACCGUCUGUUUGUUCAUUUGUUUUUAUGCAAGCACCAAUUUUCCAUUUAUGAUUUGCUCCUAUGCAGUUAUGCGUGUGCUGCUAUUGUAAUUGAAGACAACUGACUGGUUUCAACCGAACUACAAAAACUUGAAUUGUUUUUUCCCUUGAAUUUUGUUUCUUGAUCUAAACAGAUGAUUAUUGUGUGACCCCUGCAGCCUUGUUAACUGUUAAAGAAGGAUGUGUUUCCGUAGGCUGCAAAGGGACGUGCACUUUUCUGUAACCUCACUCUGACUGAAAUGCUAAAGGAUCUGUGGAUUUUUUUGUUGUUGUUGUUUUUCCCAUGUCUGGUGCUCAGGUUGUUAGGUGUAUUGUAUGAAGUUGGGGGGACGGGGAGAGAUUAACACACCAGGCAAUGAUAGACUACAUUCUACAGUAUAUUUAGUACAAGAUAUUUCUGCACUAUACAGUCAAACAAGGCAGCACAGCAACAUAAAUGCAGGAACUUUUUUUUUUUUUUUUUUAUGAAAUCUUUUCCCUCAUUUGCAAGUUCAUAAUUCCCAGUUAAUUUCUUGACAUUAGUUCUUUUAUCAGUGCUAGAAGUUCAUGGCCUUUUCUUAUCAAUCUUUUCCAUUGCUGUGUGUCAUCAACCCAUCAUACUUCACUUGUCUGUGUAAAUAAAAUUUCACUGUUCUUUUGUACAACACUGGGAAGAGUGUAUGAAAACAAAGGGAUCAUGUGUUUUUUGUUUGUUUGUUUUGUUUUGUUUUUCUCCCACCCCAACAUCAUGUUCUGUUUAUAGGACUGGUUUGAAGUGUUUUGAUUAGCUAGUUGAUUAAUUAUUUGAUUAUUUGAGUGCAAAGCGAACCUGCCCACAGCAUAACUAUGUACAGGUCAGUUUUUGCUAGACUCAUGAAAAGGUUUGAAUCUUGGUUGUACAGAUCUAUAUAUAUAUAAAUAUAUAUUAAAAAAAGAAUAAAAUUAUUAAAACAUU
This is a messenger RNA of Ictalurus punctatus (channel catfish), 5396 nucleotides long. RefSeq names its product A kinase (PRKA) anchor protein 1b (gene akap1b). The record is from RefSeq and is a predicted model, not a curated record. The transcript is spliced from 11 exons. Gene Ontology annotation, molecular function: RNA binding. The coding region runs from base 232 to 2829 and encodes 865 amino acids. NCBI's taxonomy places the organism in Eukaryota, Metazoa, Chordata, Actinopteri, Siluriformes, Ictaluridae.